UUACCUGCAGCCGUGUCAGAGCACUGCCUUUACGCGCAGAUUGAAAGGGAAAGAUAGAAGCGCUGUAGUCUGUUGCGAUGAAAACAAAGUGGCAUCUCUAUAUUUUAUGGAGUGUUUUAUCACUUGGCCUCAUCAGCAGUGCAGCGGACACUUCUCAAUCCCCAUUUACCAAAGGUAGAAAGGUUUUCAAACUGGGCACGCCUAAACCAAAACCAACCAAAGUUUUAACAACAAGCGGCAGGAAAUCCUCCUACAGGUCACCUGCCAGCACAGCUCCACUGUCUCAACUCAGUUCCCAAAGGCCCAAACCGCCUCCGGUGCAUGCAACACCUCGAUCCAUGCGCUCAAGGGAGCCCCAGGCAAAGACCCGGUCAAAUUUAGCUUACCUUCCAGACGUUUCUGUAACCUGCUCCACGUCCGACUUUGUCGUGCGGGUCAAACCUAAUUUCUAUGGCCUGGGCGCGGAAGCAGAGGAACUGAAACUGGGCAGCUCCUGUAAAAGCAACGGGGUUCUCAGCCCCUACCGUGACCUGCUCUUCACGUAUCCGCUAACAGCGUGUGAUGCUGUGCGUGAGUUGCCUCCAGGUAAUCUGGUCUACAAAUUCAUCCUCCACUACGAGCCUUCGCCAAAACGUUUCCCAAGCAGAGCGCAUCGUAUCGAUGUCAACAUUGAAUGCCGUUAUCAAAGGAACCAUCACGUGUACCAGCUGACAGUGCAGCCCACCUGGGAAACAGCUGUUGUGCGUAAAAGGCUGAAAGGGAAUCCAAAUGACUUCCAGAUGGAGCUGAUGGAUGAUUCAUGGAGCAGACCUUCAAAGUCCCAGGUGUACCAACUUGGACAGACUGUAAAUUUCCAGGUAUCUGCUCCAAAUCUCCAAGCUAAAGGGAAAUUGUACAUCAGUAGCUGCUACGCUACACCAUCCAGUGGCUUUCAAUCGUCUCUCAAAUACACCAUCAUUGAUAACUUCGGCUGUUUGAUGGACAGCAAGAGAGACCCAGGGGCCUCUCAGUUUACCUCCCAGACAGACAGUACCCUGAGGUUCUCCCUGAAGGCUUUCCAGUUCACCUCUGACCCUGACACUGAGGUCAGCAUCCACUGCAAACUAUUUGUCACAUCUGAAGAUCCGAGUCCUGCUCACAAGUCCUGUACCUACAGAGGAAACAGGUGGGAGGCACUGACUGGUGACGACUCCAUUUGUGAAUGUUGUGACUCACAGUGUGUGAACUCUAAACCAAAGAGGGCCAUGAUGGAGGGCUCAGUCAGCAGUGGGUCUAUGCUGGUCUCAGAUCAGCCACAGUCAGAAGAAGAUGGUUUUCCAUCAGUCAGAACCUCCUCAAUCAGCAGGAGCAAAGAUGGCCAGGCCAUUAUCAGUCAUUACUUCGAUGAGCUGCACAGUCCUGAGGAUCUGUUGGAAAGUGUGGAUGUAGCUGAGUUUGAAGACGAAGAGGAGGAUGAAGACGGUUGGGUUUUCUUUGAGGGAAAGACAGAACCUGAUUUAGAUGAGUUAGGCUUCAGUGAUAGUGUGUUAGUGGAGGAAAAGGGAGAACCUGAGGUCAACUUUUCGACUCUCUUUGAAGAUGUAGGAUCUGGGUACUUGAAACAGAAGGAUUUCUCAGAGAGCGAGGAUGAGGAAGGAAGACAAGAUGGAAUCUCUGAUGAACAGCAGGAGGUCCAUCUGCAUCAGGAGGAAGCUGAGGUGUUACGUCAUUGGGUGGAGUUUGAGGAAAUGUUACCAUCAGAGACAGAGUUACAUCAGCUGGCUGUCUCUGAGGAUGAGCAGGAAAACUUUGAGCAGACAGGUAGAGGUGAAGAUGAUGUAGAAAUGAGAGUUUCAGAGGUGGAAUGGAAAAGGGAUGAUGAUUUAGGAGAUAAGGAGCAGACCUGGUAUUUCUCAUGGAGGUAGUAGUAAUUUGAUUAAUCCUUUAGUUUGCUGCUCUGCUCAAAACUAUCAAAACUUUUCCUAAAAGAUUUCAAUAAAAACAUGAAAUACAAAAA
Molecule: messenger RNA, 1996 nt
Organism: Notolabrus celidotus (New Zealand spotty)
Lineage: Eukaryota; Metazoa; Chordata; Actinopteri; Labriformes; Labridae
Exons: 8
Coding region: 78-1904 (608 amino acids)
Biological process (GO): binding of sperm to zona pellucida; egg coat formation; positive regulation of acrosome reaction
Cellular component (GO): extracellular matrix
Molecular function (GO): acrosin binding
Source: RefSeq, a predicted model, not a curated record